This is a messenger RNA of Mucor mucedo, 366 nucleotides long. RefSeq lists its product as uncharacterized. The record is from RefSeq and is a predicted model, not a curated record. NCBI's taxonomy places the organism in Eukaryota, Fungi, Mucoromycota, Mucoromycetes, Mucorales, Mucoraceae. The transcript is spliced from 4 exons. The coding region runs from base 1 to 366 and encodes 121 amino acids.
AUGUUUAAUCUCGUUUCGAAAUCAAGAGCAUUCUCCACCUUUAGAGCCGUUCAAGCUCCCAAACAAUUCGUGGUGAUCCUUCGAGACUAUACAGAUCCCGGAGCCCUUCAACGUCGCUUAGACACCCGUGACAGACAUUUAAAAGAUGCUCUCGAGGCUCAAGACAAGAGCAUUUUAAACCUAGGUGGUGCUAUCUUGGAUAAUCACGAUUCACGUAAAAUGAAAGGCAGUGUUCUAGUGAUUUCUGCAGAUUCAAAGGAGGACAUUGAAAAGAUGAUUUUAAACGAUCCUUACUAUGACGCCAAAGUGUGGGAGAAAUGGGAGAUUUUGCCUGUCAACCUUGCUAUUGGAAAGAUCACAAAAUAG